AUGGCAGAGAAGUGGCAGCCGCAGUGUGGCGUCGAGUUAGAGCCGAAUCAGUUUUACUGCUCGGUAUGUCUGGACCUGCUCAAAGAUCCCGUCACCAUCCAGUGUGGACACACUUACUGCAGAAGCUGUAUCGAGGGAUGCUGGGACCAGGAAAAAGAGAAGGGAACGUACAGCUGUCCUCAGUGUAGGGAGACCUUCAGCCCAAGGCCUGUCCUCGGGAGGAACAAUAUGCUGGCUGAGGUUGUAGAGAAGCUGAAGAGGACAGUAACCCAACAGCCCCGUCCAGCUUCUCCUCUUGCUCCUGCAGGGCCAACAGACAUUGCCUGUGAUUUCUGUUGUGGGACCAGAAGAAACAAAGCCAGCAUGUCUUGUCUGACCUGCUUGGCAUCGUACUGUCCGGCUCAUCUUGAGCCUCACCACAGUUUUCCUGUGCUGAAGCUUCACCAGCUGGUGUCUGCUACAGUGCCAUUAAAGGAAAAAAUGUGCACAAAGCACAACAAGCUGAUGGAGGUUUACUGUAAGACUGAUCAAAGAUGUAUCUGCUAUUUGUGCACCAUGGACGAUCACAGGCACCACUCAACAGUGUCAGCUGCAGCAGAAAGAGCUGAUAAACAGGUAAAACUUGGUGAGAUCCAGAGUGCAGUCAAGCUGAGAUUCCAGGAGAGACAAGAGGAGCUGAAUGAGCUGGUCCAAGCUGUGAAGGACUUCGAGAUUUGUUGUCAGACUGCUGUGAAGUCCAAUGACAGGCACUUUGACAAGCUGAUCUCCUCCAUCCAAAAACAACGUGCUUUAAUGAAGGAGUUGAUUGAAGCUCGGUGGAAAACUGCAAUAGCUGAGGCAGAAGAUCUGCAGAUGCAGCUGGAGGAGGAGAUGGCCAAGCUGAGGAGAAGAGAUGAUGACGUGGAGCAGGUUUCCCACACAGCUGACCAUAUUCAUUUCAUUCAGGUAAAAGUUGUGUUUGGAGGUGUGAAGCAGGUGCUGUGCAGAGAGGGUUUAACAGGGCGGUGCUAUUGGGAGGUCAGUUGGAGUGGUGGCGUCUGGUCAGUGGCAGCGUCUUACAAAAACAUCAGCCGAACAUCAUUCGACUCAGAAUUUGGGAAGAAUGACAAGUCCUGGAGUUUGGAGUGCUCUGCAAACGGAUAUACUUUCAGACAUAACUUAGUAGCCAAGGCAGUGUCAGGUCCUUGUACCUCUCAGAUUGGCGUGUACCUGGAUUACAGGUCAGGUACUCUGUCGUUUUACAGUAUUUCUGACUCCAUGACUCUGCUUCACAAAGUGCGCACAGUAUUCACUCAGCCUCUCUAUCCUGGCCUUGGGCUGAAGGAAGGAAGCUCUGGCUGUUAUGCAGAAGUGAAGAAGUUGUGA
Molecule: messenger RNA, 1365 nt
Organism: Neolamprologus brichardi
Lineage: Eukaryota; Metazoa; Chordata; Actinopteri; Cichliformes; Cichlidae
Source: RefSeq, a predicted model, not a curated record